Molecule: messenger RNA, 1035 nt
Organism: Trichosporon asahii var. asahii CBS 2479
Lineage: Eukaryota; Fungi; Basidiomycota; Tremellomycetes; Trichosporonales; Trichosporonaceae
Exons: 2
Coding region: 1-1035 (344 amino acids)
Source: RefSeq, a predicted model, not a curated record
AUGUUCCGCAACACCGCCAUCCAGUCCGCCCGUGCCGUCCGCACCGCCCAGGUGUCUCGCGUCGCCGCCCAGCGCGGAUUCACCGCCUCGGCUCUCCGGAACGACACCCAGAAGCAGCCCCCCAAGCCCGAGGACCUGGCCAAGGCCCUCGCUCAGGCGGACCAGGAUGCCCUCAAGGCCACCAACGAGCUCACGCAGAACCUCGCCAUGGCUGCGUUCGGCUCGCCCGACCAGCAGAAGCAGGCUCAGCAGAACCUCGCCCAGAUGAGCGACAAGAUGACCAACCAGCUCGCUCAGGCUCUCAACGUUUCGCCCAGCGACAUCAAGAAGGUUGGCAAGAACUACGAGUCUGCCGUCAACACCCUUCUCAGCGACCUCCAGCGUUCGCUCCAGGGCGACAAGGGUGCCCAGCAGGACUUCCUCAAGGACCUUGAGAAGGGUACCGACCAGGUCGGCACCGGCAUUGCCAAGCUCCUUGGUGCCUCCAACGACCAGAUCCGCAAGGCCCGCGACGAGUUCCACAAGCAGUCGCAGAACUUUGCCAAGGAGCUCGAGACCUUCCUGAACGCGCAGACCCCCGAGGGACAGGCCAAGAUCGGCUCCGCCGGCGCCAAGGUCAACCAGGCCGUCACCAACAGCAUCAACCAGACCGCCAAGGACUUUGAGAACGUCCUCAAGUCUGGCGGCAGGUCUGGAGCCUUCAAGCUCGCCAAGGACUACGAGAACACGAAGAACCUCCUCGGCGAGGCUCUCGCCGACCCCGCUGGUGCUGCCAAGUCCAUCCAGAAGGAGGACAACGCUAAGAGCGUCGGCAAGAUCGUCGCCGCUAUUGCCGCCGUCGGCCUCGGUGUCUACCUCUGGCAGAACCGCGGCGAGGUCAAGCAGGACGUUCGUGAGAAGGCCGCCGAGGUUAAGCAGGAGGUUAGGGACAAGGCCUACCAGGUGAAGGCCCAGGCGGACCAGAAGUCGGACAAGAUUGCUUCGGACGCGAAGCAGCUUCAGCAGGACUGGGACAAGGAGAAGAAGAAGAUCUAA